GGGCAGCCUUGAAAUAGCAGAGGCGGGUUCCAAGCCCGCAGUGCCCCGCUCCCGACACCAUGGGUGGCAAGAAGGUUUGCGUCGUGGGCUCUGGCAACUGGGGCUCGGCCAUCGCCAAGAUCGCCGGCAGCAACACAGCUCGGCUGGGCAGCUUUGAGAGCCAGGUGAACAUGUGGGUGCUGGAGGAGGAGGUGGGCGGCCGGCGACUCACGGACAUCAUCAACACGGAGCACGAGAACGUCAAGUACCUGCCGGGGCACAAGCUGCCCCCCAACGUGGUGGCAGAGCCAGACCUGCUCAAAGCCUGUGCAGGGGCCGAUGUCCUCCUGUUCGUGGUGCCCCACCAGUUCAUCGGCAAAGUCUGUGACCAGCUCAAGGGCCACGUGAAGAAAGAGGCCAUUGGGAUGUCACUCAUCAAGGGCGUGGAUGAAGGACCAGAUGGGCUGAGGCUGAUCUCAGACAUCAUCCAUGAGAAACUGGGAAUAGAAAUGAACGUGCUCAUGGGGGCCAAUAUUGCCAAUGAAGUGGCAGAAGAGAAGUUCUGUGAAACCACCAUUGGCUGCAAGAACAUGAAGCACGGGCAGAUGCUGAAGGACCUGAUGCAGACCCCCAACUUCCGUGUGUCGGUGGUGCAGGAAGCUGACACUGUAGAGAUCUGUGGGGCUCUCAAGAAUGUGGUGGCUGUAGGAGCCGGUUUCUGUGAUGGGCUUGGCUACGGGGACAACACAAAGGCUGCCGUGAUCCGCCUGGGCCUGAUGGAGAUGAUUGGCUUUGCCAAACUCUUCUGUAAGGGCCCUGUCACCUCCUCCACCUUCCUGGAGAGCUGCGGCGUUGCUGACCUCAUCACCACCUGCUACGGGGGCCGCAACCGCAAGGUGGCCGAGGCUUUUGCCAAGACUGGGAAGUCCAUCGAGCAGCUGGAGAAGGAGAUGCUGAAUGGGCAGAAGCUGCAGGGUCCCCAGACAUCUGCUGAGCUGCAUCGAAUCCUCAAGAGCAAGAAUGCAGUGGAGAAGUUCCCCCUCUUCACUGCUGUGUAUCGGAUCUGCUAUGAGGGAAAACCUGUCACUGACUUCAUUGCGUGUCUGCAGAACCACCCUGAGCACAUGUAAGGGGCUCUGCCUGCAGAGCACAGGUGCUGCUGAGAUGUGCUGAGAGCUCCUGCCCACACCAACCUCAUCUGCUGACACAGCCUUGGAAGGAGUCCAGGUCUCCUGGGAGCCUCUGCAGACUGCUGGAAGAGCAGAGGUUCCCUUCCCCAGCCCCAGCCACUGCCCUGGACACUGAGCCUGGCACAGAGGUACCUGCUGACAUCUUCCUCUCUAUGGAGUGCUCGUUUAGUUGCUGCUGCUAAGGUUUGCCCUCAGCAUCUUCCUAAGGUUUGCAGGGCUGAGCAUCUUCCUCCUUCCACUUCCUCACAGUGGAUUCAGCUCUGGGAAGGACUCUGCCAGGCCAUCAUGAUAGAUAAGGGCUGGGCACUGCCUGGCAGGGAAAAUAAGUGUCCCAAGUCGUCUCUCUUCACCCCAUGGGUCACGCUGGGUGACACCAGCUCUUCCCUACCUGCUGCUGCUUUUGCAUUCCCUGUCUGGUGGAGAGGGCAUAGUCCCCUGCCAGGCUCCACCUGGUGAGUGGAGCUUUCAGGACUUCCAAAGGCACUGAGGAUCUUUCUAAGCAGCACCAGCACAGACAAUGGCAUUCCUUGCCACCCCGCCAUGUGCUGCUUCCCCCCAGCUGCUCCUGCUGACCUGGGACACUCUGGAGCUUGUUUGUUUAGAGGUUUUGCUCUCUCCAUCAGACCUGGCCCCAGCCCUGGGGAGCUCCCCUGUUGUCACAGGAGGAAGGAGGUCUCACACUUUCCCUCAUGUGGGGAUGCUGCAAGCUGCCCUCUGUCACGGGGGCAGGAACAGGCACAUGAUCCACAACAGGUACAUGGAGAUGUCCAACAUCCCAGGACAGGACAGAGGUCUUGGGCCUCACACUGAGCCUGUGAAAUUUACCCCUUGUCCGGACAGGUGCCACAUGUCCCUCUGCUCCUCUGAGCUGUUUGCUCAGGCCAGAGUGUCCAGCAGUCACUGAUCCUACCUGGGCUGGAAGGCUGGAAUGCUGCAAGGCUCCCUGUUCUCCCCCAUUCAAGUCCCAGAGCCAAGGAGUCUCUGACUAGCAGUGUUCCUUUGAAAUAACAAUAAACAUGGAGAGGAGAUAGGA
Molecule: messenger RNA, 2202 nt
Organism: Haemorhous mexicanus (house finch)
Lineage: Eukaryota; Metazoa; Chordata; Aves; Passeriformes; Fringillidae
Gene: GPD1
Product: glycerol-3-phosphate dehydrogenase 1
Exons: 8
Coding region: 60-1109 (349 amino acids)
Biological process (GO): carbohydrate metabolic process; glycerol-3-phosphate catabolic process
Cellular component (GO): glycerol-3-phosphate dehydrogenase (FAD) complex; cytosol
Molecular function (GO): protein homodimerization activity; NAD binding; glycerol-3-phosphate dehydrogenase [NAD(P)+] activity
Source: RefSeq, a predicted model, not a curated record